GUCACCGUGUUCAGGCUUUGUGCUCCGCUUGGCGACACAACUUCGUUGUGCUGCGCGGCAAGCCCAAGGUGACUGGACUGUGGAUUAUUUCGUUCCUUCGGUCGAAGCGACAAGCCGACAUUUAUCUCUCCGCUUGGGUCACGAUGCCGCUAUCUUGCGAAGGUGAUAUCUUCAUGGUCAGUCGACUACUUGCUGACCAUGUAGCGUUCGCCGCAUGGCCUCGGACUUGAUGUGAUGCAUCACUUCAGAGAGCGUCUUAGAGAAGAAGAACGACGCAGGGACGAAGAAAUGCUACAGAGUUCCGAUUCGUGGAGGAGCGGGCUCCAGAACGGCCACACGGAUAACGGAGUUGGCCGAGGUGCCAACCGUCUUGGGAUUCGGAGCCCUACCGAUGACUUGAUGCUGGACGAGCCCAUCGUGCGCCUCGGCAGGCGCGGUGUUGCAGCCAGGAUGCGUGCUGACACCGACCCACUCGGCCUACGCUCGGCCAUCACGGAUCACGGAACAGCAACCCGGACGCGUCGUCGAGCCAGCCCCGCAUCCGAAGACCACGGGCCCACACUCGAGGAACUGCUCGAAAAGAAGACCGAAGCCCGCCGCCAGGAGCGCUUGUCGGAGCAACGCCAGCUGGAGAUCGCGGACACGCUUUAUCCAUUCGGCAGAAGACCAGAGUCCAGGAUGGCCAUGAUGUCCGGGAGCAGGCGACCCUCGGCGGCUUCGCCCAUUGAGGAAAUCGAGCGCUACAGUCCGUGGGGCAAGGGAGUCGGCAAUCCUUCACCCAACCAGAACUUCAGGCGGCGGUCGCGGGAGAGGACCAUCGCAGAGGAGGCCCACUCCACGGACCAACCGUUCCUCAUUGGUAGCAACUCAUCUGCGCGACUCCCGAGUAGAGCCAGAAGCCGAGGCUCGAGUGACGUCGUCCUUCAAGAAGACGGCGACGCCGACGACACCUUUCCUUGGGCAAGACACAGGGUGUCGCCCCGCGAGAGACCUUUGGCUGGAAUGACCUUUCGCGAGAAAAUGGGGUGGUCUACAUCGGACCACAAUCCAAAGAAGACCAAAGAUGAGAUGCGGGAGUACUUGGAGUCACUCAAGGACGAAAUGGAACAACGCAGGAACAAGCUCCGAGACGAAAGCCUCCAGGAAGCGAACUCCAAUGUAAGAUCACGCACCACUGUUGACUCGAGCGACCUGGCCACAGCCAUGCACAACUCCCUGGUCGGCAAGGUUCCGAUCAGCACGGCACUACGGCGGCGAACGAGGCACCUGAUGUGACCACGGCAGCUCCGGGAGACCGCACUUCCUGUGGCCGCUAUGAGGCCUUAUUGUGUAACAUGCCGAGACCACAGCAGCGCUUUCUUGUUUGUACAAGUAAUGCCUGAGCUUCGCUGCUAACUAGGAUUAUCACUUUUGCCGAGAAAAGAAAUCCGGCACCGGGGAGGAAGAAGACGGAAUGGGAAUUUUUCUUUGUUCUUUUUUCUCCGCUGCAUAAAAUCACGAACAAAAUGAUGCCGUCAUAAAGUGGUGAAGCGUCGAGCACGAACUUUAUGUGAAUUUAUUGGAAUGCUCAGUACAGAGUAGCAAUGUGGUAAAUGUUAGGGGCCAGUUUGAUAUAUGUCAACGGUUGGAGUUGG
This is a messenger RNA of Rhipicephalus sanguineus (brown dog tick), 1634 nucleotides long. RefSeq lists its product as uncharacterized. The transcript is spliced from 14 exons. The record is from RefSeq and is a predicted model, not a curated record. The coding region runs from base 235 to 1275 and encodes 346 amino acids. Lineage: Eukaryota; Metazoa; Arthropoda; Arachnida; Ixodida; Ixodidae.